CUUACUAGUACGAAAAUACACUUCCAAGUAAAGUACAUCCUUCAAGAUAGUACUCUUAUUGGCAUAGUUGCAGUCUAAUUUGACUAGUACUGGUUCAAGCUUCAAACCCAAGCGAAGUACCCCAUGUGAGCCCUGGCCAGCAGGCCAAGUGGUGAUUGAAUUAAUAGACCUCUUGUUUUGGGUUUUGUGAAUAAUAGCAGAAACAUACAGGUUCCAAGCUCUUCCUUGAGCUCUCCCAUCAAGUAUGAUUAUGAAAGUUGAUUUUUGAAUCUGUGGAUGUGAGGAAAAACAAAAGCCAUGGUCCAACCGACAAUACCCCCAUAUUCUUAUUCUGGCCUCUUUAGAUUUACUAUCAGACCAUUCAACUCAUGGGCUUUAGCCUUGAAAAAUGCUUCCUCUCCUCGCAAAGCCUUGGACCUUUACUCUCAAAUGCACCGCCGAUCAAUUCCCUUUGAUAGUUUCUCGAUACUUUUCAUGCUCAACUCCUGUGCCCCUCUGCACAAUUCUAACCUCAUUGCCCACCUCCACUCCCAUAUCCUCAAACUGGGCUUCAUUUCCCACGUCUACGUUGCCACUUCUCUGCUCCGUGCAUAUGUCCUCGCUUCCUUCAAUUACGCACGUAAACUGUUCGAUGAAACGCCUGAAAGAAAUGUCGUCACCUGGAAUAUCAUGAUAACUGGCUAUUCAAGGUCUGGGGACAUAAACAAAGCGCAUGCACUUUUUGAGGCAAUGCCUUUGAGGGAUGUUGCUUCUUGGUCUGCCAUGAUUGCGGCUUUUAUGAAUAACGGGAAACUGAAUUCUGGGUUCUCAUGUUUUCGAGAAAUGGUAGCGAGUGAGAGGUACAAACCUGACCAACUGACAGUGGGAUUGGCUCUAGGGGGGUGCGCUCACAUGGGUUCUCUUGGAUUAUUGGUGGGAAAAUCCGUUCAUGGGUUUAUGGUUAAAAAUGGGUGGGGCCUGGAUGUCAAAAUUGGCACAAUUUUGGUUGAUAUGUAUGCCAAGUGUGGUUUACUGAAGCUUGCUUGCAUAGUUUUCAACUUGAUGCAACAAAGGAAUGUAAUGACUUGGACGGCAUUGAUUUGUGGAUUUGCACAACAUGGCUAUAGUGAGGAAGCACUUUCUUUCUUUGAGGCCAUGCAAGACAUUGGAGUAAGGCCUAAUGAGUUGACUUUUACGGGUAUUCUCAAUGCAUGUGCGCAUAGAGGUUUAGUAGAGGAGGGCCGCAAGUAUUUCAACAUGAUUGAACAGAAUGGUUUGGAGGCAAGAAUUCAGCAUUAUGGGUGCAUGGUUGACUUGUUCGGUAAAGCAGGGUUACUGGAAGAAGCUUAUCAGCUUAUUACGACCAUGAAGGUGGAACCCAAUGUUGUUAUUUGGGGAUCCUUCUUGUCGGGUUGUAAGGAGCAUAAGCAGUUUGAGAUCGCUGAGAGAGUGACUAAGCAAUUGUUGGAAAGGAUCGAGCCAGAGAGCGAUGCAGGCGUUUAUUCACUUAUAUGUGAUUUAUAUGUGUUGAAUGGAAAAUGGGAUGAUGCAGAAAGAGUUAGGAAAGUAAUGGUUGGUCAAAAUGUGAGGAAGGUUAGGGGCUCUAGUUUUAUAACAAGAAGUUAAAUCCUAGGAAGCUCUGAACACAGGCAUUGGCAUCGGAAGCAGUCUCAAUGAUGCUCUGCUCUUUUUUUGCAAGCUGCUGCAACUCUACUUACCAGUCGUAUUGCUCUCCUAAAAAACAGAUUAUGCCAGAGGAGAAUGCCUUGGUCUUUAGCGUACACUUAAAAUUAUCAGUAAACUAAUUAGUUUGAUUGCUA
Theobroma umbraticum is the source of this 1799-nucleotide messenger RNA. The record is from RefSeq and is a predicted model, not a curated record. Lineage: Eukaryota; Viridiplantae; Streptophyta; Magnoliopsida; Malvales; Malvaceae.